Molecule: messenger RNA, 2296 nt
Organism: Schistocerca nitens (vagrant locust)
Lineage: Eukaryota; Metazoa; Arthropoda; Insecta; Orthoptera; Acrididae
Product: MFS-type transporter SLC18B1-like
Exons: 11
Coding region: 84-1619 (511 amino acids)
Biological process (GO): transmembrane transport
Molecular function (GO): transmembrane transporter activity
Source: RefSeq, a predicted model, not a curated record
CGCGCAAAGUCCGCAGUGGUGGCUGCGGGCAGCUAGCAGCUAGCGCUGGUCGCAGAAGACACCGCGCAGUCCUCUCCUCCAGCAUGCCAGACCUCCUGGACAGCGGGCUCUUCCCGCUACCUUCCAACUUCUCCAGGCGGCAGUGGCUCACGCUCAUCGUCAUCGGCAUCGCAGACUUCUGCAACGCCAUUUGCGUCUCGCUCCAGGCUCCCUUCUACCCGCACGAGGCAGAAAAGAAAGGAGCAACUGCUACGGAGUAUGGACUGGUGUUUGGUGUCUUCGAGUUGGUGGUUUUCAUUGUCAGUCCACUGUAUGGAAAACAUCUCAACAGGAUAGGACCAAAGUAUAUGUUCAAUGGUGGAAUUUUUACCACAGGCACAUGUGCUAUAUUAUUUGGCCUGCUGGACAAAGUCAACGGACACUAUCCAUUCAUUGUGCUGUCGUUUCUGAUUAGAAUAGUUGAAGCACUUGGAAAUGCUGCUUUUUUGACAGCAAGUUUUGCUAUAAUUGCCAAAGAAUUUCCAAACAAUGUUGCCACAACAUUUGCUUCACUGGAAACAUUCUUUGGUCUCGGUCUCAUUGUUGGACCAACUGUGGGAGGAGCUCUUUACCAGCUUGGAGGUUAUACAACUCCAUUUGCUGUGUUGGGAUCUGCUCUGUUCAUGUCAGCAGUGAUGACAGCAUUUGUACUACCAGGACACUCAGAUUCUCCUGUUGACGACAAACAUGAAGGUGGCCUGUUCCAAGUCUUGAAGAUACCAGGAGUUAUGCUCGCAGCUUCAAGCAUUGUUGUCACAUCAAUGAGCAUUGGCUUCUUACAAGCUACAUUGGAACCACAUCUCAGAAAUUUCAACCUCUCCCCUGUGAUUCUGGGACUCAUGUUUGUCAUCAAUGGUGGUACGUAUGCACUAACUGCUCCUUGCUGGGGUUGGAUGUGUGAUCGUUUCCUGAUGCCUAAGAUUGCCACCAUCAUUGGAUGCCUUAUGAUAAUGGUUGGCUUCAGCAUGAUUGGCCCUGCUCCUUUCAUUCCAUGUGACACAAUUCUAUGGUUAUCAAUUCUGGGGCUUGUGUGUCAUGGCCUUGGGAUAGCUGCGCAACUGGUGGCAUCAUUCACAGAUGCUCUUAGAACAGCAAUAGCAUAUGGCUUUCCUAACAAUCUGGAAACUUAUGGCUUGAUAUCUGGAUUGUGGACUUCAACAUUUGCACUGGGAGCUUUUAUUGGUCCAUCUGCUGCCGGUAUUCUAUAUGAUAGAGUAGGAUUUAAAAAUGCAACAAUGUUCAUUGUUGGACUUAAUCUUCUUGUAGGUAUAGCCGUACUGAUCUUUAUUUGCUUCACACGAAGAAGAUCACCCUACAAGGAAAUAACACCAGCAGAUGAUCUGAAGAUGUACUCCAGUGCAGAGACAGGGUCGAACAACAUCAGUAAUGGAACUGUUGUCAGAAACAAAGCAGUUGCUAUUGAACGACCACCAGGAAUGAAUGGCAUUAUUGCCUGUAACAGUUACAAAAAUAGGCAUGGAACCUGGCAUAUGAAAGACAGUGGUGCUGUUCUGAUAGGCCCAUACAGUUCAAGUUUUGGUGGGUCAGAAGCAAGAAAUCUUAUAGGGGGCAGACAUUGAACAUUUCUGCUGAAAAAUUAAAUUCUGAAGAAAAAUGUGUUGCCUACAGUGUUAAAUUUUACACCUGUAAAAUAACACCUAUCAGUAUUCUCAAAACAUCCUUAAUGUCUAGUUAUAACUGUAAAGAAGAGUGUUUACAGUAAUAUGAUGGUAGCAGCAGUAAAUAGUAUGCUUGAUGAAAGAGAAGAACCAAUGUGUACCUAUCUGUGUAUGAUCUGUCAUUUGAAAAAGCAAGUAAAAUGAUGAGAAUGCUGCUAUGUAAUGCCCACAGCUGUUAAAUAACAUUAGGUCAAGCUCCACCCAUAAACAGUUACCUCUAUGCAUUCUCAUCGUAGACUGACUGACAAUUCAGGAGGCCUUUUGUGUCUAACAUUUUAUUUAUUAAACUUUCUUAAACAUGACCACAAGUUAAAUAAAAACUAGUUCAUACAUGUUCCUCACUUUUAGAAUAAUUUUUUGUGUCUCUCUUAUUUAGCAACCUGUAACUGCACAAAUGAAAAUGUUUUAUUUUGUAAAUAUUGAUUACAUUACUAAGUGUGGAGGGAGCAAAUAAUUGUACAUAUUAAGAAUGAGUGUGAUAACUUUUGAUCUGCAUUUUUGAAAAAUAAUUUUGUAGUCCAUUACUAAAUAAGAAUGGGACACACCAAAGUGAAAAUGUAAAGAAUAAAAACUAUGUG